AUGCCGGGGUCUUCGAGCAUGCUGAUUAGCCUCCGGGACAACAUCAGCAACGUCCGCCGUAGACCAGCGAGCCCGUUGCUGUUACUCAACUUGGACCUUCUCCGCAACCUCGUUUUCUUCUUUUUUGUCCUCCGCUUGACUCGCCGAACCGUUUGGAAACUCCGCGGCCGCGGCUUUGUGGGGUCCAUCACGGAGCUCUACAAUGAUAUCCGCCGCAUCGUCUUUGGCUGGUUCCUGCGCCUCCCUGGUGUGCGCACCAAGGUCCGCCAGCAGGUCGACGAGGCCCUUGGCAAGAUGGAGGGCAAGCUCGUCCCAGUCGGCGUCAUCCGCCAUACCUCGCUCCCCGCACAGGGCUUGGCCCACGACGAAGUCCGCCGCCAACUCGAGUCCCUGGCUGAGCUCGACCAUACGCGCUGGGAGGAUGGCCGGGUCAGCGGUGCUGUCUACCACGGCGAGGACGACUUGCUAAAGCUGCAGACCGAGGCCUUCGGCAAGUUCACUGUGGCGAACCCGAUCCACCCGGAUGUCUUUCCGGGUGUGCGCAAGAUGGAGGCCGAGGUCGUGUCCAUGGUUUUGGCCCUGUUCAACGGCCCUGCCGGGGCCGCCGGAGUGACCACCAGCGGUGGUACCGAGAGUAUCCUGAUGGCCUGUUUGAGCGCCCGCCAGAAGGCAUAUGUCGAGCGCGGCGUCACGGAGCCGGAAAUGAUCAUCCCCGAGACCGCCCAUACCGCGUUCCACAAGGCCAGCCAAUACUACAAGAUCAAGCUGCACCUCGUCGCCUGCCCCGCACCGGGCUACCAGGUGGACGUGCGCUGUGUCGCGCGCCUUAUCAACCCCAACACGGUCCUGCUUGUUGGCAGCGCACCCAACUUCCCCCACGGCAUUAUCGAUGACAUUGCAGCCCUCGGCCGCCUUGCCGUCCGGAGACGCCUGCCGCUGCACGUUGACUGCUGCCUGGGCUCUUUCAUGGUGCCCUUCCUCGAUAAAGCCGGAUUUGAGACGGCACCUUUUGACUUCCGCGUCCGUGGCGUCACCAGCAUCUCCGUCGAUACUCACAAGUACGGCUUCGCUCCCAAGGGCAACUCCGUCGUCCUGUACCGCACAGCCGCCCUGCGCGCGUACCAGUACUUUGUCUCGGCUGAUUGGGCCGGUGGCGUCUACGCCUCGCCUGGUGCGGCCGGCUCGCGUCCCGGUGCUCUCAUUGCUGGUUGCUGGGCGAGCAUGAUGGCCGUCGGCGAGUCGGGCUACCUGGAUGCCUGUGGCCGCAUCGUCGGCCACGCACGCAAGUUUGCCGAACACAUAACGACAUCGCCUGUGUUGUCGCCCGAAAUCGAGGUCAUGGGCCGCCCGCUUGUGUCGGUGGUUGCCUUCCGCGCGCGCCGUUCGGCCCCGUCCACCUCGUCCUCGCCGUUUACGCCCAUCAACAUCUACGCGCUGUCGGACACUAUGUCAGCCCGUGGCUGGCACCUGAACGCCCUGCAGAACCCUCCCGCGAUCCACGUUGCGUUCACGAUGCCCAUAGUCAAGUCAUUUGACACGCUAGUCUCAGACCUGGAGGCGUGUGUGGAGGCCGAGCGCGAGAAGGUGCGCGUGCGCGCUUUGGAGGGCGGCGCAAAGUCCACCGAUGACAGUGGCGAUGCGGCUGCGCUCUACGGUGUGGCAGGUAGCCUACCCAACAAGAGCGUGGUUGUGGACCUGGCGACGGGUUUCCUGGAUCUGUUGUACAAGGCAUAA
Molecule: messenger RNA, 1734 nt
Organism: Sporothrix brasiliensis 5110
Lineage: Eukaryota; Fungi; Ascomycota; Sordariomycetes; Ophiostomatales; Ophiostomataceae
Product: sphinganine-1-phosphate aldolase
Exons: 2
Coding region: 1-1734 (577 amino acids)
Biological process (GO): sphingolipid catabolic process; carboxylic acid metabolic process
Cellular component (GO): endoplasmic reticulum
Molecular function (GO): sphinganine-1-phosphate aldolase activity; pyridoxal phosphate binding
Source: RefSeq, a predicted model, not a curated record